Molecule: messenger RNA, 5624 nt
Organism: Haliotis rufescens (red abalone)
Lineage: Eukaryota; Metazoa; Mollusca; Gastropoda; Lepetellida; Haliotidae
Product: dnaJ homolog subfamily C member 27-like
Exons: 7
Coding region: 387-1187 (266 amino acids)
Molecular function (GO): GTPase activity; GTP binding
Source: RefSeq, a predicted model, not a curated record
UCGGAACGUUCUUAUGAUACCUUCUCUCGCUGUCGAAAAAUCAUAUAGUCUCGUAAAUCAGCGACAUUUUCCGAUUGAGUUGUCAACAUUAUUUGGGCAUGGACGAAACACGGAGGAAUUUAGCAACUCAGUGUAGAUGAAACAGACACAAAGUAACUUAUUCUGAAGGAUUUCUAUGACAUCCAGAGUGGCUUUUUGACAUUCGUUCAUCUUUUGCGGUAAUGGCUCCUAUAGGAUUAAAAUCAAAGUGAAAUGUCAACUGAACAAAGUAGCGUUCUUGACAACAUACCGGGUCACUGGCAAUUUGUUGAACGGAUGAAUCUCGUCUCACAUUACCAGUAAUAACAGAGAGCGUGGGAAACAUACUCUCUCUGAUAUCAUCCAUCAUGUCCAACAAAGGUAUUCGUCGUUCCCUGCGAAUCAAGAUAAUAAGUAUGGGAAAUGCUGAGACUGGCAAGAGCUGUAUAAUCAAACGUUACUGUGAGAAGAGGUUUGUCCACAAAUACUUGGCUACUAUAGGCAUCGACUAUGGCGUCACCAAGAUCAGUGUGAAGGACCGAGAUGUUAAAGUCAACAUCUUCGAUAUGGCAGGGCAUCCCAUAUUUUAUGAGGUUCGCAAUGAGUUCUACCGAGAUGCACAGGGUGCAAUUCUUGUGUUCGAUGUGUCUGACCGUGUGAGCUUCGAGUCUCUGGAUGCGUGGGUGCAGGAGAUGCACAAUGAGAUGGGAGACAAGACCGAGGUUGACAACACCAUUGUGUGUGUGUGUGCUAACAAGAUUGACAAGAAAAGAACUGUUGAUGAAAUGGAGGGCCGAUUGUGGGCCGAUUCUCGUGGCUACAACUACUUUGAAGUGUCGGCACAGACAGGGGAGGGAAUCAAUGACAUGUUUCAGAUGUUGUUUGAUGGAGUUGUGAGUACAGUAGACAAUGGUGGGAAGAGACUUCCUGUACAGACGCAGCUCGGAUACACCAAGGAGCAGAUUGAUGCCAUACAGAGGCUAAAAAAUUCUAAGUCAGACUUCGAGAGGCUCGGUCUCUCUCCAGGGGCAUCCAAGGAUGAUGUGAACAAAGCGUACAGGAAGCUGGCCGUGUUGCUGCAUCCUGACAAGAGCGUGGCACCAGGAAGUGAAGACGCCUUCAAGUUGUUAGUGUCAGCUCGGACAGCCUUGUUGAAACGAUGUCAGUAACAACAGCCAUGGAUAUCAUCACUUCAUGCAAUGGAAUUCACUCAUGCAAUGGUGUAUUCAUUAACUAUCUACCCAUGUUUACAUGAUUAGGUUCAUUGGUUUGAGAUCAUUCAAGGAGACUGCAGUGUUCUGGCAUGCUUCAUCCGCUAUUUUGUCUCGAAUUCAAAAUACAGUCACAGUCAGAGGCUUAAUCGGUCAGGAGUCUGGUCAAAUAGUUUUGUUUUUAUUUCGACCAUGUUGACCACAAUGUACUAAUGUGGGUAAUAGUAACUUGACGAUAGUUCAGGACCUGUUCAACUAAGUGACCCUUGGACUACGAGUAACGCAAUGCCCAUGUUUUAACAUACAAGUACAAUAAUCGCCCUAUGGAACGGGAGACAGAUUUGUAGUUUGGGGCAAAGACUGCAGUCAGCUCCUUCAAAUGAAUUGUUAAUUGCCAUUAAACAACAUUAUCAUGAUUAUGCAUUUUACAUGAAAGUUGGUAACAAUAAUAUGUGCAGUUUUCACCGUUGCCAAACUAGGCUGGAAUUUGUAGCGCCACCAGUGGCUAUUACGAGUUAGUCCUUUCUAUGUCCCUCCUAUUGACCAAUCAGAUUCCACCUCUCAUAUCACUUGCAUUUACUUCAAACAAAAUGGUGGCGCCCAAUCUGGACAAUCUGAUCGAUAAUCAAGAUCUGUAUUGUAAUAAAACAGGUCUUCCUUUACCAAAUGCAUGAAAUCCCUUGAGCACCUUGAUUAGAAACAUGAAAAGAUUUGCUAAAUAUCUGUCGAUGCCAAAUUGGAGGUACACAUGCUUUGCAAUUCCUUUUGUCAAAUGAAAUCUGCAAGUUGAAAACCAUGUUGUUUAUUAAUCGAAUGUCUAGUUUGUUAGACGAUUUUGAUUAGACUAUGCAUAGACUCGUUAGUCCAGCCAAAAUGUAACCCUGGAAUUCCAGCCUAGUAUCACAAGGGUGGAAACUGGACUUUUCUGGUCAGUCAACGCCCUUGCAUCAGGAAGAUGUAUUCUGUGUUAUAAGUUGAUUCCUUUAGCGUGUUUAGAACAAAUUACUUGAGGUGGAAACAUAUUCUUAUAUCUCGAACCUUUCCCAACACAGUUAUUGGUCAAUAGUUUUGUCACUCUAUUUUGAAGUUUGGUUGCCUACUGUUUAUUUACAUUGUCAAUACAUCAUGUACAUUUGAUUGAAUGUGUCUAUUUCACCGUUGUGUCGUUGUUGUUUUUAAAGUCUCGACAUAUGUGUCAUGAUCGGUGACUGGCGUGUAGGAGGUAAACUUGCCAUGUUUUCAAGAUAGAGAUGAAAUUUGACUCUGCUAAAUUUGGAUGCAAACACACAGCAAAACCUUCAAACAUUGAAAUGCAUCACCUAAUGACAUAGUUGUAUAAAUGGUUUGUUGAUCCUGAUAUUUAAUAAUUUUUACAGUAAAGGCUGUCCUGAUUACUAGGGUUGAAGUGUAACAGGCUAUCAGUAUUAUUAUAUGUAUUUUGAAGUUUUAGUGACAAAAUAAUAGACUGAACUUAUGUGUCUUCUGUUUUUCCUUGUAUCAUUUGGUUAAGUUGUAUCACACUGGUAAUAAUCUGCGUAGUUGUGCCUGUAUCAAAUACUGAAUCUAACAACUCUUUACAGUUGAUAAUGGUUCUUUCAUAUGUAGAAUUUGCACAGAUUUCAGAUUUCUGCAUGUAAUGAAUUCUUACAUGCUAUCCUAUCAGUAUUUAUUUGUUACUGUAUAUAACUACCUAUUGCUUAUACAUCUUUUGUAUUAUUUUUAACUUGAUAUAUUCAUCCAGUUUUUAUUGUAAAAUAUCCGUCCAGGUUUUAACUUAAACUAUCCGUCCAGGUAUAUUUUACUGUUUCUGUUUUAUAUACUGGUAUGUCUCAAGCCAAAAUAAAUAUACCACUUGAACAUCCAAAGUGAAAAAAUAUUUUUGAUCUGUUCCUAUUUGUUAACUGGGAAUGUCAUGUUAUGUUGACCUGAAUCUAGUAUUUGCAAGGUGAUGUUGUGUAGAGAUCUGUCUGUACAAGGUUGGCAGGGUGGACUCUGGUGGGAUAUCAGACAUUCUUCACCAUAACAUCAUACAUUCAGUUUUGGUGGCUACAAUUGUGCUCAAUCAAAUGUGAAGUGAAGUGCUGUUGAUCCUUUGCUGAAAUGUCCUGUGUUACAUACGUGAGGAGAUAUGGAUGCUCUACAGUCAUCUGUGUUGGUGUCAGACAGCUACUGAUUGAAGGAAAGUUAAUUUUGUUUUAUUUUCCAAGCACGGUAGAGCGUACCUAACAAACCAUGGAAAGUUAUUGUGUGCUUCCUUUACAUUAUUAUCUCCCCUUGUAUUCCUUAUGCCACGCUCCUUCCCCGCACGUGACACUCUCGGUAACAUCUCUACCACUAGUGUGGGCACGGCCAUUACAAGAAUCUUGAAAUUUGCCCUCUUACCCCAAAUGUAGUAACGUUCAUACUUUUGUUUAUAUGUUUGGGAAUGCCAUCACAGUUAAUUUUGAAAAGGUUUACGACUGACCAUAUUUCCCAGGUGAAUUUACCUUUUUGUUUGUUUGAUCGGAUUGGUUCGAGAUUACUGACAAAAGGAAAAUCAACCAAUUUCUCCCUUAUAUUCUUACUAUACCAAUUCCAUGAUAGUUGUCAUGAAACAGAAAUUCAAAUUGACAAACAAAGAAAAUGAUUUAGCAGGAGUAAGCGUAUUCGGGUCACGGCAGUCGUCACUUGUUUGUAAAAAUAACAGUCAAUCAGUUGCAAGUUCAGCUCCAAGCAUGGUUGUAGCCACCUAUCACAGUGGGGAGCUUUGACUUGUGGCAGCGAUAGUACAGAGAGCUCCACGAACAGGAUAUAGCUGUGAGGAGCUUGGCCUUAUGCAUGAUAGUGAUUGGUCACCUUGGUCUCUUUGUGUUUCCUCUUUGUGUUUCCUCUUGGUGCUAUCAAGUUUGUUUCUUCCUUGUAGACUGUUAUGGUUAUACACAUGCUUCAUUUUAAAUACCUUCCUCUUUCCUGUUUGAAACAAAUGUAAUCGGCCCUUGUAAACUAGUGCUUGCUCCAUACACUGCCAGAUGCACCUUACACAUGAAUAACCCUUGGGGAUCUUGAAGGUCAAUGUCAUUACCUAUGUUUCACAUAUGUCAAAGGCCAAGUUUAUUCAUUCAAACUUUUAUUAGUUAACAUUCUAGGCCCAAGUCACAUUUUUUAAGCUUGAAACCACACAAACUUGAGAAUUUCAAUUAUUUUUACAAGACUACAACGGGUGUUUCAAUUUUGUUAAAGGUCAAAGUGACCAUUCAGUUAUGAAAAGUUUGUGAACAAGCUGAUUUAUGAAGAAUUGUCAUCAUUUUUCUAAGACUUCAUCAUGUUCAAGGGGUGGUCGGGUAGCCCAGUGGUUAAAGCGUUCGCUCGUCAUGCUGAAGAUCAGGGGUUGAUUCCCGACAUGGGAACAUUGAGUGAAGCCCAUUUCUGGUGUCCCACGCCGUGAUAUUGCUGGAAUAUUGCUAAAAGUGGCAGAAACCAUACUCACUCAUGUUCAAAUUGUUAUUAAGCUUCCAUCUGCUUUGAUAACUGAUGUUCGUUAUUGUCCUCCAUCUGUCUGAGUGUGAGAAAUCAUGUAGUAUGACUAAGGUACUGUUCCAACUUAAUAUGUGUAUUUACUCGUGUGGUUUUUAUGAGGGUGUUUUGGAACCAAGAAUGAUCGAAGAUAUGACAAGGUGAUGUUUACAUGAGAUAUUUCUUGUAUUGUAUCUACCAGGGUGAUAGUGAAACACAUCCAGAUGUUAUGCUGACAUUAGUUGGCUAUCCAUGCUAGAACCACUCAUUCUUGAGUUUUGAAGUACUGUACAAAUAGCUGUAAAAGCAUUAAAAAUAGUUCACAAAAUGGAUCUGUGAAAGUGUAUUUCUGGUUGGAUGUCCAGGAUAUGCUUGAACUCAGAGGUGUUUGAGUAAGUAUUGACUGAAAUGUUAUAGUUUGUACAUUUUAUGAGAUAAAUUAUUUGCCUUGUUGAAUUAAUCCACUGUAUUUCAUUGGACAACUGAUAAUCCAUCCACAAUGUAUUUUGUGAAAAUAAAUGAUAACCUUCACGGUACAUGUAGUUCUCUGUUUAGAAGACAGCCUAAAUCAUUAGUGAAGCAGACCAAUGAUAACUGGCUCUUCUGGGUUGGGCAGUAGCACCUCAUGCUUGUCUACCUGAAGGAUUAAAGGCUAUAAGAUUGUAAGAGCCAGUUAAGGAUGAUUGGAUGUUUUUAUUACAGUGUGCAACUUUGCUGCUUAUAUGUCAUUGUGCCCUUGUGCAGUCUCAGUAUAAUCAGAUCUUAGUGCUCGCUACCGCUACACACAAUCUCUCUAAGAUCUGUUUUUUAUAACAUUGGUCACAGCAGUAAUCAAUGCUCUUUGUUUCUCCGAGAAUCGGUUAUUUACAGGCCUUUGUUUGUUUCUUUGUUGUUUAAUGCAAC